Messenger RNA from Medioppia subpectinata, 337 nucleotides. NCBI's taxonomy places the organism in Eukaryota, Metazoa, Arthropoda, Arachnida, Sarcoptiformes, Oppiidae. The record is from the annotation of a GenBank genome assembly.
UUGUUUUCUUCAAAUCUAAACUUUUUCAAGAAUUUAACGAAUAAACUUAUUUUAAUACUUUUAAUACAGUGUAGUAAUCAUAAAGAAACUUAUUUUAUUUUUUAGGGAAUACAUUUGAAACACAUUUCAAGCAAUGACUGCUUUAAUAAAAUUGGGAGACAAAACAUUCUUCAUAUCAGCCAUUAUGGCGAUGAAGAACUCCAGAUCUCCCGUCUUCUUCGGCUCAAUGACAGCCAAUGUUGUUAUGAAUGGCAUUUCAGGUUAUACGACAUCCGAUACAACACAAGAAGAACUCGAAGAAGCAGAGAAUGAACUCAAGAAACUCGAUUCCAAAGAA